AUGUCGGAAUCGGAUCAUAUGGAAAUUACGGUACUCGAACUUAGGCCUGAUGAAGAUGGAGGAAUGAUAAUUGGUCCGUCCAGAUCGAUAAGCGUAGGUGUACAGGAGAAGCUAGGUGAUGUGUUCGAGAGAACACAUGGACAGGUGGGGAUUAAGGCACCCCUCGAAGAUCUAGAAUGGGUAGAAUUUCCUUUUGGAGAACCUAUACCGUCAACAGAUAAAGAAGAGGGAUCAGGUGGCGUACGUGUGCCAGCUACAUUGCAUUCUCAUCAGACACCCGAAUCGUUACGUUGGAAAAGUGGAGUGAGGAUUUAUUAUAAACGUAAAACAGAUAAGAUAGACUAUUUCAAGGCACCGAAAGGCCGAUGA
This is a messenger RNA of Kwoniella botswanensis, 369 nucleotides long. RefSeq lists its product as uncharacterized. The coding region runs from base 1 to 369 and encodes 122 amino acids. The transcript is spliced from 4 exons. Lineage: Eukaryota; Fungi; Basidiomycota; Tremellomycetes; Tremellales; Cryptococcaceae. The record is from RefSeq and is a predicted model, not a curated record.